Messenger RNA from Nymphalis io (European peacock), 4792 nucleotides. RefSeq names its product putative leucine-rich repeat-containing protein DDB_G0290503. The transcript is spliced from 9 exons. NCBI's taxonomy places the organism in Eukaryota, Metazoa, Arthropoda, Insecta, Lepidoptera, Nymphalidae. Gene Ontology annotation, biological process: endoplasmic reticulum to Golgi vesicle-mediated transport; Golgi organization. The record is from RefSeq and is a predicted model, not a curated record. Bases 119 to 4654 code for a protein of 1511 amino acids. Gene Ontology annotation, cellular component: Golgi apparatus. Gene Ontology annotation, molecular function: small GTPase binding.
CAAAGUCCUGUCAAUGGCAAAAUAAUGCAAUUUAUUUAUUGUUUACAUCGGUAUUUCCAUAAUAUUUAGAUGCCAAACAUUCGUCUGUGAUAUGUGACCCUGAUUCUAAAUAUUAAAAAUGUCGUGGCUUAAUUUGAACCAAAGUUUAAACAGCUUAAAAGGGCAGAUUACAAACUUCGCUUCAGAGGUAUUAUCUGAAAAUGUUGUUCAGUCAAAUAACGAAGAACCAGCUGGAACAGAAACUUCAGUGAAGGAUCUCGAAGAUAAAUGCCACUAUCUAGAAGUCGAGAAUGCAACACUGAAAAAAUUAACAGAGGAGCUACAAGCAUCACUGCAACAUGAGAAACUCUUCCGAAAAAAUGGCGUCAAGGAGGAUGACUCGAGCUGGCAUUGGACUCAACCUUCAGAAACACUCGAUCAUGAUACUGAAAAGCAAUACAAAUUACAAAUACAGGCGUUACAGAAUGAACUGUUCAACUUGAGGGAACGAGAUAUUACAGAUCAGAAGGUUGAUAACGAUGAAGAAAUCAAUCGUCUUCGUGAAGAAAAUAAAAAUUUAACAUGUAAUCUCGAAGACUUAGACAGUCAACAUCAGAUAGCAAUGGAAAAAUUGCUAUCUCUUAAGAAGGAGCUGCAAAAGAAUUUUGAAGUCCUCAAAAGAGAAUACGAAGAGCUUCAGAAUUCUAAUGAUGAAUACACCGCAGAAAUUAAAUUACUUCUCUAUAAAAUUGGUGAAAGAGAUCAACAAAUAGAAAUUUUAAAGUCUGUUCAGCCAGAUUAUGAUACUUUGCAUCACAAGUAUCAGAAUUUAGAAAGAAUACACAGUUUAUUAAGAGAAAACGCAGAAAAGUUUCAAGAAGAAAAUCAGGAGUUACACGAGGAAGUUUUUAAAUUACAAGAGCAAGUUACGAAGCUGGAACAUGACUUAGAAAUCUCAAAUAAACACAAUGAAGCACUCAACAUGGUCCCUAAAGAAAAAUAUGAAGAACUUUUAAAAGAAAUUAAUGAACUCAAACAUAGACGUGAUUCAAAUCAAAUGCAUCUAGAUGAAAUAAAUAUAGAUGAUAAUGCUAAAAGUGUUAUUGAAACUUUGAAAAGGGAUAUCAGUGAACUGAAACGUAAAUUAGCUCAAAAGGAGUCGGAUAAUCAAAAUAAUACAGAAAUUAAAGUUCUAAAACCCGAUAAGAUAACGCAACUUUAUAAUCGUUAUGUUACUUUUGACUUACCAGUAGAUUACGUUGGUGAAAUGCCUUCUGGUAAUGAAAAUAUUGUUAUGCUAAAAUUAGAAAACGUGUUCAAAACUUUGAAUACAUAUAAGAAAGAUAUUGACCAUUUGCAACAGAAGCUUUCGGAGAAAAAAUUAAAUGUCAACAGUUUACAGACACAAAUAGAUGACUUAACUACCGAAAAUGAAUACCUAACAUCUGACAUACAACAUCUCGAAGGCGAAUUGGAAGAAAUGAAGAAAAAUAACGAUUUCCUUAUAUCAGAGAUUGCCGCUUUGAAAAACACGUCGAAAUUGGAGCCCAUUAUAGAAACCCAUGAAGAUAACCUCGUUAAAUUAGAAACAGAAUUAGCUGAUUGUAACAGGAUUAAUAAAACAUUUGAAUCUGAAAUUAAGAGAAUAGAAAGUGAACUUAAAGAAGUACAGAGCCAAAAGAAAAUAUUGCAAGAAAGCCUUAAUGAUAUGAAAAAUAAAUACGUGUCAAUGCUUAACGAAUUGAAAAUUUGUAAAACUCAGACAGACGCCGUUACGGAGCUCGAAAAUAAUACAAACGUUAAUCAGGACGUAAUACUUCAGAAAACGAUCGAUGAAUUAGAUGAUUUGAAAAAACAUUUGAACACUGCUAACUCAAAGAAUGAACAACUUUCUAUAGAUAUACAUAUCAUUGAAAACGACAAAGUAUUACUUACUAGACAAGUGGAAGACCUACAAAAAGAACUACAAUCUAAAUCAAUUUCUCAUAAGGAAAUGGAAUCGAGUAAAAUAAAUCUAGAGCAUAAAUUAAAUCAACUUCAAAAUAAAUUGGACGAAAUUAUCAAGGAAAAACAUGAACUUGAAAAAGAGAACAAUACUGUAAAACAAAAAAAUGCAGAGAAUAAAACCUUAGUUUCGUCUUCUACAGACGUUGAAAAGAUAUUAACUGAAAAGAACGAAAUAGCAAAUCAGUUAAAAGAAAUGGCCACACACAAUAACACAUUGGAAGAAAAAAUAAAACAGCUGUUCAAUGAAAUAUCAGACUCUAAAAAACAACAAGAAGAAUUAAUGAAGGAAAAUAAUUAUUUAAAACAGAAAACUACGGAUGACACUCAAAUUAUAAUCAAACUUGAAGAUACUGUUAAUGACUUAAAAACAAAAAUGAAUCAAUCCGAUAGUAUCAAUAAAGAAUUGCUUGCAGCUGAAGAAGAGAAUAAAGUUUUGCGGGACAAAAAACUGCAGCUUGAAGUUGAAUUAUCAAGUACGGAUAGCAAAAUCGCACAAUUAGAAGAAGAAUUUGAAAAACUUAUAACAGUCCUCAAUGAAAAAGAUUCUAUUAUAGAUAACCUUAACUCGACAGUAAAUAAAAAUAACAACGAUAUUUCAAACUUAAGUCAGAAUGUUACAGACCUUGAGAAAAGUAUUCAAAUUAAAAAUCAAGAAAUCGAGCAUCUUCGGAACUCUCUAGACGAGGUUACACAGAAAUUAAAUAGCACUGGUCUUGCCUCUAACCAAAGUCAUGAGGAACUUCAAAAAUUACAUACAGAAAAAGAAGAGAUAAUUAAACAGUUGUAUGGGCUGAAUGAUGAAAUUAACGAUAAAAAUAUAGAAAUAUCAAAAUUAUCAAAUCGCCUUCAGGAUUUCGAAAAAUCUUAUUUGGAAAGUAAAGCUACCGUAUCUAAUAGAGAUAAACAAAUAAAGGAGCUAAAUCAAUCGAUACUAGAAAUAACAGACAAAAUAAAAGCAUCUGAAAAUACAACACUGCCAAACGACGAAUAUGCAAAAUUACUGGAAGAAAAACAAGAAGUAGAGAGAUUAGUCAAAGAAUUAAGAAACACUUUAGAUAUGAAAGAAAAAGAGUUAUUGGAAACCACAAAUAAGGCAACUGAAUUAGAAAAUACUUGUGUGGAAUUCAAAGCAAUUAUAGAUAACACAACAGUUGAAAAAAACGAAUUAAUUAAAUUAGUUAAUAUGAAACAUAACGAAAGCAUACAGUAUCAUAAUGAAAUUCAAAGGUUAAAUCACGUUUUACUUGAACAAAAUAACGAGUUCAAGAGAAUUAUCGAUGAAAAGGACACUUUAUUAAGGGAUAAGGGUUCAAAUAGUUGUGCGACUUGUGAAACUAUACGCCAAACUCUCAAAGAGAAGGACGAAAUAAUAUUAGCUUUGAAUCAAAGUACGAAUGAACACGAACGGCUCAAAGCAGAGUUAUCUAACGCAAGUGAAACUGUUAAAAAUUUAACGAAAAGAUGCGAAGACUUGGAUAAAAGUUUAACGAUACAGCUGGACAUUGUAAAGAAAUUGACGGCAGAAAAUAUGCAGUUGUCAGAUCAAGAGCAGAGCUCGUCGCGAGAGCUGGAAAGGUUACGUCAUCAUCUAGUUGAAAUGGAAGAGAAUUAUACACAGGAGCUAAUGACGUCAGAGCACAAGCUCACCGAAUGUCAGACGAGAUUACACCAAGUCGAAGAAAGAGCUAAGCAGACGAGCACCGUGUACACUAGCAAUAGUAUUCGAGCGAACCAAGAAGUAGAAACUUUAAGAAAUCAAAUCAAGCUAUUGGAGAAACAACGCGAGGAAGUCCAAGCGAGGCUGAGCGAAGCAGAGGAUGCCAAAAGUAGAAGUGAAGCCGCCCUUACCAACUUGCAAGUAGUUUUGGAACAGUUCCAAUUAGACAAAGAAAGAGACAUCCAUUCCGCAACAGAAAAAGUAAGAAACAAGAUGGAGGACAUCAAACGUCACAAUGAAAAGCUACAGCAGGAAAUAGCAAGGCUAAAUGGCAAGCUGGAAGAAUCGAUAGCUGGCCUCCAAGCUGCGACUAGACUUGGUGAUCAAGUCGAAACUAAGUCAGCACAGAUAAACGAUUUGAAGGAUCAAGUACGCGUCCUUCAAGCAUCGGUGAGGACGGCUGAGGAACGUUAUUACAACGCGAUAUCGAACCAGCAGGAUAAAGUUGAUAAGAACUUGGUUAAGAACCUCGUCAUUAAUUACGUUCUAACAGCGGGACAGAACACUCUCAACAGAACACAAAUCCUCCGAAUCUUAUCAACGGUCUUAGAUUUUAAUCAGACGGAAUGCGAAAAGUUGGGACUCGUCCGAUCAGCUAAUCAAGGGGACAGUUUGGCUGCAGAGUUUGUUAAGUUCCUCCAAAACGAGUCAAGACCAAGGGCGCAGCUGCCCGACAUGAUGGGUCUGCAAGGUGGGAGAGCGUCUGUUUCUAGUUCUAGAAAAAGUUCAACCAUUGGCCCCAAUCCAGUUUUUGAACUCGGUCAUAGACGGAAUCCAUCGACCGGUUCUAAUAAUUUGCUAUUCCAAAACUUGGAUUCAAUGGACACAGUUUCGCAGCCAUCCGUGGACUCUGAAGCCAGGACUAUACCAGUAAAUACAUUGGACACAGGAAUCAAUCAGACUAGAAAUAACGAGGGAACGAUAUUGAAGCAUGUUUUGAAAGAUAUGUGAUAUUUCAAAUAUAAUAAUAUUAAUGUAUAGGCUUUGAUCAUUUCAAACUAUAUGGAAUUGUUUGACUUUUUGCGUUUGCAUUAGUUAUUAUAUUUGAAAUUAAAAAAAAAGUUAUGCUUGUUAUUAAUACAAUCCCAA